GGAAAUGUGACGCACCCGCGCAAAGGCACAAGGGAAGUGUUUAUAAUAAGUUGGGACGCUUCAGCGGCACAAAUUUUCCUCAAGAUGCACAACUGGCAGGAGAACGAAAUCGAGAAACUGUUGACGAUCCGGGCGUCGGAGCCGAUCCGUCACCUGAUCACGGGCACGGUGAAGGACUCGGUGGUGUACCAGAGGAUGAGUAAACUGCUGGCGGAGAGGGGGGUCUACAGGACUCACAUGCAAGUUAUCAGCAAGCUGAAGGCUCUGAGGAAGCAGUACCUCAAAUAUCACCAGCUACAGUUACGCUGCGGGAGCGAACACGUCACCUGGCCGUUUUACGAACAGUGCCACAGGGCUUUUGGGAACGGGCCUCUCCCCGUUAAACGAUCCAGGAGUCCCUCUCCGCCUUCUGCACGCCCACCCCCAGAGCAGCUCUCUCCUCCGCCGCCGCCGCCUCCACCGCCUGACAUCAGCGAUGAGCAUAACGAGGUUGUAGUCGGCCUCUGGGACGAAGAUGAUGACAAAGACAUCGACAAACACCUCGGUCCGGUGGAGACUGAGGAUCAAGAUGAUAGGUACAGCCCACCGGAACCGUUACAGUCAAUCAACAGCACGUUCAAAGUUCCUUCAAAGAGAAGGAGAGCCUCAGUGAUGGACCAGGUCUCAGCUUUAGUCAGGACGACAGUAUCUCAUCUCAAAGAGAUGGAUGCAUCCAUGCAGGCACAAGAAGACGCCCGGUUACAGAGGCUCAUGGACCACGAGAAAGAAAUGCAGAACAGUCUUAUGUGUCAGCUGCUAGCCAUGCAUGAUCGGAUCAGCCGAGAAAACCACGAGAGACACAUGGAGCUGGUGGACAGGAUUCUCUCUAGGUUCCCCUCACAGCCAGGACCCUCAGGUCAAUGACUCACACUGUAUUUGACAGUAUACCACAGGUUUUUCAGGUGUCCCUCCUUUACCAGCUGACGAGUGCCUAAGCCCUCAUUUCUUAUAUAUUUUUAUUGUAUUUUGUAACAAUGUCAGGAACACUAAUUGUUUGAGAUCAUCUCACCUUUAGCCAUGACUCUGCAUGUGUAGCUGAUAUGAAACCAGGUAAAAUGCAAGCCACAUCUGGUCUGUAA
Molecule: messenger RNA, 1118 nt
Organism: Cheilinus undulatus (humphead wrasse)
Lineage: Eukaryota; Metazoa; Chordata; Actinopteri; Labriformes; Labridae
Exons: 2
Coding region: 85-903 (272 amino acids)
Source: RefSeq, a predicted model, not a curated record